AUGGGCAUUACCAUCCUCUUCUACGACUAUACCUUGACGUUCUCAACAGAGUUCGAUCGGUAUUGGACCAAGGGUGCGAGCUGGGCCUCGAUCCUGUUCUUCUUGAAUAGGUACCUUUCCGCUGGAGAAAUCAUGCUCCUCGUGGAGGAUUUCCGCCGAAGCAGUCAAGAGGAAUGCCGCAUGUUGCACAAAUACCACCAGAUCCUCGCAAUCGUCAUUCAAUUCGUCAUCGGAGUUUCGCAGGUCUUGCGCACGUAUGCCGUAUACAAUCGCAGUUUCAAAAUUCUCGCAUUCCUUGUUGUGACCGGUCUGGCGGCCGUAGGCGUUGCUUUGUUGGCCGUUCUCGGCGAUCAAAGUGACAGCCACGACUACCUGGGGCCUGAACCCGUGAGCGGUUGCCUCUCCCCUCUCGACAAACAGCAGUAA
Messenger RNA from Punctularia strigosozonata HHB-11173 SS5, 426 nucleotides. RefSeq lists its product as uncharacterized. The coding region runs from base 1 to 426 and encodes 141 amino acids. The record is from RefSeq and is a predicted model, not a curated record. Lineage: Eukaryota; Fungi; Basidiomycota; Agaricomycetes; Corticiales; Punctulariaceae. The transcript is spliced from 4 exons.